CUGAAAAUCUGUAUUGUCAGCCCAGGAGCACAACAAGACUCAGCCUCUUGCAACAGGAUCCAAUACAACUUCAAACCGAGUGGACACCAGCUCGUGAACCACCAUGCUUGUGGGAAGUCCAGCAAUCUUCUCUAUUCUUCUGCUUACAGUCUCUUUGACAGUGGCCCAGGAGUGCUCUCAGCCCUGUGCCUGCCCCACAGACGCCCCUCCCUGCCCAUUAGGCACCAGCUUGGUGCUGGAUGGCUGUGGUUGCUGCAAAGUGUGCGCCAGGCAGCUUGGGGAGCCCUGCAACCUGCUGGAGCCCUGCGACCACCACAAAGAGCUCUACUGUGACUACGCGCUGCUGAGCAACACUGACACUGGCAUCUGUUUGGCUCAAGAGGGUCAGCCAUGUGACUUGGGUGGUGUCAUUUACCACAGCGGAGAGUCUUUCCAACCUAGCUGCAAACACCAAUGCGUGUGUAUGAAUGGUGAGAUCGGCUGCGUGCCGACGUGUCCCAGCAACGUCCGUUUGCCAUCCCCCGACUGUCCGUACCCUCGCCGCAUCCACAUCCCAGGAAAAUGCUGUGAGGAGUGGGUGUGCGACCAGACCCCUCAGAACCACCACUAUCAGUCAGUGAUGGGCGGAGCUUCUCAGAUUCAUCCACUGCCCUCUUCACAAUCCAUCCCAGGAUUGAAGGAGGUGGCCCUUCAUGGACCGAAACCAGAGAGUCCGAGAGAUAACUGCUUAGUCCAGACGACAGAGUGGAGUGAGUGCUCAGCCACCUGUGGAAUGGGGGUCUCGUCCCGCAUCACUAACGACAACCAUCGCUGCCAGCUGGAGAGACAGACGAGGGUCUGUAUGAUCCGACCCUGCAACAUCCAACAAGAGAAAGAAAUUAAGCGGGGCAAGAAAUGUGUGCGGACGCCGAAAGCCCAGCAUGGAAUGCGGUUCGAGUUGUCUGGCUGCACCAGCACCAGGUCGUACAAACCAAAGUUCUGUGGCGUUUGCAUCAACCACAGAUGCUGCACACCUCACAGCACCAUUACCGCUGAGGUGGAGUUCCGCUGUCCGGAGGGAGACGUGUUCAGAAAAAAGAUGAUGUUUAUCAAGACGUGCUCCUGCCACUUCGACUGUCCGCGGGACAAUGAUAUCUUCCUGGCUUCCAACACACGAAGGAUGAUCGGUGACUACGAUCACAACAUGUGAUAUUGACAAGGCCUUUUUACAUCGACUGCAUCCUCUCCUUCCUUCUUUUUUCCCACCAUCUGAACCACUACACAAGACACAAUUCCAUCUAAAGAUGCCAUGUAAGAAUAGGAUAUGUCUUGCUGUAAGAUUAGUUUUGAGGACGGUACAUCUCGCUUUGAGAUGUUAUUCUUAAAAUGAUUCAAAAGUAACCCAUAUCAAUUGGGAAAUCUCGUCGCAAUAAGUUACUCGAUCACAGUUUGUAGUGUGGAAGACAAAAAGACGACAUGGAUGGGCAAGUCUUUAAUUAAUUAAUUUGUUAAUCGGGGGUUAGCACUGACUGGUUAGUUCCCCCACUGAAUGUUUAUUCUUCUGCCAUAACUUUACAUUUUGAUCAUGCCUUCCACAAAGUGCCCGGUGGCGUAAGCAAAGACCAUAAAGGCAGGACUGAAGAGUGGAAGGUGGCUAAGAGUCGAGGUUCUUGGAGAUGCAGUAGCAAUCACAUUGCCGCUGUCAUUUGAUGCAUCAAAAUUAGGAAGUACUGCAUAUAAAUAUAAAAACCAAGAAAUGUUCAUUGGCAGCUUUCUCACCCUUCAUACAGAAUUUUCAAUAUGAGCCUGAAUAACUUUUCAUGUCAGGUCACUCUGAAAAUGCAAUGCAAUACAAUGCAUUUUUUUUUUUUUAAUAACUAAGAAGUACAGAACUCAACAUUGGAUUUUUAGGUGCGAAUUGGCGUAUGAUCUGAGAGGCUCGCUGAAACACGUGACUUUUUUUCCAUUGACAACUUAACUUUUGUUGCUUGAGAGCAAAGUUAAAGCUACAAACAGUCCGCUAAUGAAUUGACCCAUACUGACUACUACUGUUCAUCCCUGUCUGACAAUGUAUUCUUGGGUCUGAAAAAUGUACGCAGGGUUUGCAGUUAGUGAAAUAGAUCAUUAGUUGCUGUCGUGGUAUCUUUGGACUAAAGUAAAGGUAUUCUGUAAAAACUACCGUACAUAAAAAUUGGUUACUUGUGCGUACAGUACGCCUGCCUGGGUCGCGUGGUUUCAGUUCCCACUCAGUGAUGUGGAUGUGAGUUUGAACAGUUUUCCGUUUAUGUGCCCUGUGAUUUGACUGGCGACCAAUACAAAGGGGUGAAGUUUGCCUUAGGCAUUGUUGCAUGUAUUACUUCCGUUCCUUUGUAUUAAAUCCUUUCCAAACAUGGCCAUUUUCUGGCCACGGACAGACAAGUUGUGAACAUUUGUGUUGCCGUGGCCAACUAAAAAUCCAAAUUGACAAAAACCCACAAGAAUGUGGAGAUGCUGUUAGACUGAGGAUGUCGAUUUUGUUCAAGUCUUACAUUGAGACAUUGUUGGGACCCUACUGCUUUCGUAAAACAUAUUUGUAUUUUGCAUCUUGACGCAAUUGUAGCACAACUAAGUAAUCGCUGAUACAACUUGAUGAUUUUCAUUUUAUUUAAAAAAAGCAAAACAAAACAAAAGAAAUGACACAUUUGGCAGCCAGCAAAUGCAUUCCUAGUGUGAAUACUUUGAGACUGUGUACAGUUUUGUACUAUAAUUUAUGUUUAACGCUGACUGUAUGAUAUUGUUUUAGUUUUUCCACUGUAACCACGUCUAAGAUUCUAAUGUGUUCUCGUCUCUUGCACUUUUGUCUCUUUUUCAAUAAAGAAAGUAUAUUUUUAUAGAUA
Syngnathoides biaculeatus (alligator pipefish) is the source of this 2855-nucleotide messenger RNA. RefSeq names its product cellular communication network factor 2b (gene ccn2b). Gene Ontology annotation, biological process: signal transduction; cell adhesion. The transcript is spliced from 6 exons. Gene Ontology annotation, cellular component: extracellular matrix; extracellular region. Gene Ontology annotation, molecular function: heparin binding; integrin binding. The record is from RefSeq and is a predicted model, not a curated record. NCBI's taxonomy places the organism in Eukaryota, Metazoa, Chordata, Actinopteri, Syngnathiformes, Syngnathidae. Bases 104 to 1189 code for a protein of 361 amino acids.